GCCCCGGGGAGCAAUGACAUCACGCGGCCUGCUCCCGGCGCCGACACAAAGAGCGGCGCCGAGUGGCCGCUGCGGGGGGAGCCGGCGGCCGCCGCUGCCGCCCCGGGCCCCGGGGCCCCGCCGGCCCGGCCCACCGCCCGCACCCUGCGCCCUUCCUCUUCUUCCUCCUCCUCCUCCUCCUCCUUCUCCUCCUCCUCCUCCUCCUUCUCGGCCGCCGCCCGCGCCGCCCGCGCGCUGCUGAGCCCGCGCCCGGCCGCGCCGGCCCCUUCCCAUGCGGGCGGCGCGGGCCCUGGGAGGGGCGCCCGCAGUCAGCCGCGCAGCAUGCACUGGGGGGUUGGCUUUGCUUCGUCCAGGCCGUGCGUGGUGGAUCUGAGCUGGAACCAGAGCGUCUCUUUCUUCGGCUGGUGGGCCGGGUCCGAGGAGCCCUUUUCCUUUUAUGGGGACAUCAUCGCUUUCCCUUUGCAGGAUUACGGUGGGAUCAUGGCAGGGCUGGGCUCCGAUCCCUGGUGGAAGAAAACCCUUUACUUGACCGGGGGAGCUCUGCUGGCCGCAGCUGCGUAUCUGCUCCACGAACUCCUGGUCAUUAGGAAACAGCAAGAGAUUGACUCCAAAGAUGCUAUUAUUUUGCAUCAGUUUGCAAGACCUAACAAUGGUGUCCCCAGUUUAUCUCCUUUCUGUUUGAAAAUGGAAACUUAUUUAAGGAUGGCUGACUUACCCUAUCAGAACUAUUUUGGUGGAAAACUCUCUGCUCAAGGGAAAAUGCCUUGGAUUGAAUAUAAUAAUGAAAAAGUUUCUGGCACAGAAUUCAUAAUUGACUUUCUGGAAGAGAAACUCGGAGUUAAUUUAAACAAAAACCUCGGCCCUCACGAAAGAGCCAUCUCCAGAGCAGUGACCAAGAUGGUGGAAGAGCACUUCUACUGGACCUUAGCUUAUUGCCAGUGGGUGGACAAUCUCAAUGAGACCCGGAAGAUGCUCUCCCUUAGUGGUGGUGGUCCCUUCAGUAACCUGCUGAGGUGGGUCGUGUGCCACAUAACGAAAGGAAUUGUGAAGCGCGAGAUGCACGGCCACGGCAUUGGCCGCUUCUCGGAGGAGGAGAUUUACAUGCUGAUGGAGAAGGACAUGCGGUCUUUAGCAGGGCUUUUGGGUGAUAAGAAGUACAUCAUGGGCCCCAAACUUUCCACUCUGGAUGCCACUGUCUUUGGACACCUGGCACAGGCAAUGUGGACCUUACCUGGCACAAGACCUGAGCGGCUGAUCAAAGGCGAGCUUAUCAACCUUGCUAUGUACUGUGAGAGGAUCCGGAGGAAAUUCUGGCCAGAGUGGCACCAUGAUGAUGACAACACCAUCUACGAGUCUGAGGAGAGCAGUGAAGGCAGCAAAACCCACACGCCCCUGCUGGAUUUCAGCUUUUACUCAAGGACAGAGACCUUUGAAGAUGAGGGUGCAGAGAACAGUUUUUCCAGAACCCCAGACACGGAUUUCACAGGACGCUCACUCUUUGAUUCUGACGUGGACAUGGAUGACUACACAGAACAUGAACAGUGCAAGUGACUGACUGUCGCCUUGUUGAUCCUUGUCUGCUGGAGCUGCCACUCCCUGGGAUUCCAGUUUCCCAGGUAGAAACCCGUAGAGCUGGGAGAAGAUCUUCGUGCUUAUCACACUUCUCUCAAUCCCAGUGAACUGACGAUAGCAGCAUUUUCUUCCCUCCCUUCCUUCCUCCCUCCCUUCCUUCCUCCCUCCCUCCCUCCCUUCCUUCCUUCCUUUCUUCCUUCCUUCCUUCCUUCCUUCCUUCCUUCCUUCCUUCCUUCCUUCCUUCCUUCCUUCCUUCCUUCCUUCCUUCCUUCCUUCCUUCCUUCCUUCUUUCUUUCUUUCUUUCUUUCUUUCUUUCUUUCUUUCUUUCUCUUUCUUUCCUUUUCUCUUUCUUUUUUUUUGUACAAAUGAAAUACUGAACCAUUCAGAUGCUCCAUUGAAAACAAAUAGGCAAAAAAAAAAAAAAGAACCACAAAAACCACCCACGUCAGCAUGGUUCCUGAAAUUCAUUUUGUUUUCAUUAGAAAACUAAUAUUGUGAGGAGGUGAAAUGAGCAGGUUAUCCUGAACGCUGAUGAGGAUCCUCUGCAACCUGAGGGCAAGAUGGAUUUUUAACAUCCUUCACCCACUGGGGUUGGAAGUGAUGAAGGAUGUCAUCAGAAAAAAAUGUAAGACAUUACUGUUUCAGGGUGGUUGCUUGUAUUUUCUGUGUGUAAUAUCGUUUGUUGAGAUAGAAAUGAAAUAAAAUCCAAUUCAGCGAACACCUGCUAUGUGCAAUGCACUAUGCUAGGUGCUAAUCAGUAUCAGUUUUGUUUUAAGCUCUGUUGGUGACUCGCUGUGUAAUUUGGGGCAAGUCCCUUAACUCUUGUGUGCCUCAUUUCUCCCACCUGUACAGUGGGAGUAACAGUACUCUCCAGCUACCUACCUCACAGGGGUGUUGUGAGGAUUCAUGUGGUUAACAUUCAGCUCUUUCAACCUCUUGGAAGAGGUGAAACAUUAACACAUUUUAUUCUUUAUUGUACUUCAUUUGUGGCAAGAUAUGAGGGCAAAGAAAUUCCCUGUCCAGGCAAGCACAGCCACUUGCAAAAGCUCAAGCAGAUGAAAAACACAAGGCACAAUUAGGACUCUGUCUUCUUCCCUCUGUGAGCUUGCUUGAAUCAUCUUUUGUUGAGAGAAAACAUUUUUACAGAUCAACAACCACAGUUUCAGUUUGACUGUGUAUUUUGAGAAAAGGGUUGGACACCCCAAUGCACACUGGAAUGUUGUCCUUUGUUGACUGUGGGGUGUGAAGUUGGAGGGAAUAAAGCUCAGGAAGAUAGUGGGUUUAAUAGAGGUGGAGAUGAAAGUGUGUGAUUACUUUUUGGAAGAUUGUUAAUUUGUAAUGUCUCUUUUGAAAGUGAGGGUUGGAGCAAUAGCACAGAGGUAGGGCAUUUGCCUUGCAUGCAGCCGACCCGGGUUCGAUUCCUCCGCCCCUCUCAGAGAGCCUGGCAAGCUACCAAGAGUAUCCCGCCCAAACGGCAGAGCCUGGAAAGCUCCCUGUGGCAUAUUUGAUAUGCCAAAAACAGUAACAAAAAGUCUCACAGUGGAGAUGUUACUGGUGCCCGCUCAAGCAAAUUGAUGAGCAAUGGGAUGACAGUGACAGUGACAGUGACCUGAAAGCAGACCUGGCCAUAUCUAUUGAAAGGCGAAAUAGGAAGAAAAUCAUGUUUCUCACAUCAAAGCACAUUGUGCAGCUGUAGGCUCUGUGCAGUUUUGUGAAUGUGACGUUUUGGUGUUUUCAACUUUGCCCAGUGAGAAGGCUGGCUGUGGACAAAUCUCAUUGCUUCUUAAGGAUCUUCUUUUUCUUCGUUGUACACUCUCUUCCUGCAGAGGGCAUGAACUCCUGGGAUUGCCCAUAUUGACCAAGGCAUUCUAUCUCUGAAGACAGUUUUUGUUGAUUAGUAACAUUUUCUAGUGAAAUGUGGGUGAAGAUCCUCUGCUGAUGGCCAAGGAUUUGGGUUAGGAGAGUAAGUGCUAACACAAUUGUUUAACUCUGACCACAAUGGACUAACUGGGUAAGCGUUACUCAUUGUGAGAUUAAGAGAGCAGCUUGGGAAAAGUUCAUGUGCUUUAUUUGUAAAGGACUCUGGUUGGAUAUAGCUUUUGUAAAAUAAUACCAAAAUGCUGUGGGUUCAUUAAGAGGGGGAGAAUUUUUGAAAUUGAUUACCAUUUAAGCAACUCAGGAGGGCAUAUGCAACUGGGAAGAAAUAUUGAGAUACUCCAAGUUAGAAAUUUCUAUUCCAUAGAAUGCCCAUUUAUUGGUAACUUAUACAAAUCAUUUACAUUUGAAAGAACUGGGGCUGGAGAGAUAGUUUAUUGGGUAGGGCAACUUGUACACAGCUGCUCUGGGUUCAAUCCCCAGCAUUUAAUAUGUCCCCCAAAUGCUACCAGAAUGAUUCCUGAACUCUGAGCCAGGAGUAAGUAUCACUCAGUGUGACCCCAAAACAGAAUUCAAAACAAAAAAAGAGAAGACUGUUUAUGCCUAGUGAAAAUGUGGUAGUAAGGAUAUGAAUGGAUGAGUCUGUUUUGUCUUCAAUGUCAUGGUGGGGAAGUUUGGAGUGACUAUAAAACUCCUAGACUUAAAAUAUGAAUGUAAUGAACAGGAGGACUGUGAAUUUGUAUCCAAAACUGAUUUAUCAUUACAGCUGAGAGUGGGAAAGAACUCUUUAAAGUUUGUCUACAGUUUACUGGCACCAAGGAUGAUAGAAUUUUAUUUCAAGAAUGAUGAUUAGUUUGUAAAUUCACAUAGAUUGUAUGUGUGUGUUACUUGGAAGAACAAUGUAUGGAGAGCUAGUGUUCAAAGUGAAAUUGUGAAAUAAUUUUAUCCAAUUAUCUCUCCCAGGUAGUGAUUAUGUCUCAUCUUGGAUAGACAUAGUCACUUGGAAAACUCCCCACUCAAAAUUUGGACCCCAGUAUAACCACUAUUUGCUUUCCAAUGUGGGUUAUAAGAAAAUGACCCCAAUUUUUUUGAUAUGAGUGACUUACAUUGUCUUUCAUUUUAUGUGUCUCAUUUGUAACCUGCCUGGGUUUGAAAUGUUCCUCAAUUUGAUGAACAGGUGCUACUUAUAAGAAAAAAAUAGCAAAAAAUAUUAGGGAACAUUUUGGUCCUCAGAUUCCUUCAUUUAACUUCUGUGUUUCUUCUAUACUGAGAAAUAACUUAAAGUGUGAACCAGAAUAUUAUCAGAUGAUUUUGGUUUCCCAGAAGACCCAGGACCACUUGUUCUUAUUAGCUCCGAUUACAAGAAUAAAUUACGCCCUUCUAUCUAUUUCCCUUAGUCUCAUCCCCAUCCAUUCCAGGUUUAAUGAGCAGCAGCAGACUGUGCUUUUCAAAUAUCAAAGUAGAUAUGAGUACAAUAUAAAUUUAUGUAAAAGUUAACCAUCGUGUCAAAAGUUUUAUUAUUGUAACAAUGAAUUAUGACUAUGACACACCCACAGUCAUGGGUUACCCAGCUGACUGAUCACAGAACAACGUGAAGCUUGAAUUACAUCUGCAGUCUAGUGCUCAAGUGAGCACUGCCUUCAUAUACUGAGCCAUUUGGGUUUGUCUUUGCAAAAUAGCUAGGGCGUAAGGAAAGAAAACACUGAGACUUUUAGCUUCCUGGAUCUUUUCCAGAUUAUUUGAGACAAAGUAUAAAAUCACAGAAAUAUAUGCCUGGGUCAUGGAUUGUAAGGCUCUCCCUUACAAGAGAGCCCAAAAUUGUUGAUGGGUUUGGUGUCAUAUAUAUUUGUUUGAGGGAAACCCUGGAAUUGAGUUUGCCUUGGUUUUUUUAAAGUCCAUAUUCCCAUAGGUGACCCCAUGUUCAUAGAACAAUCACAUAUGUAGCAUCUCUCCAAGAAUGUUUGAAGUCAUCCUCUCUCUCUCCCAUGUCUGUUCAGCUCAGUAUCUUUUAUGUUCAUACCGUGACUCUGUAUAGGAUGCUCAAGACAGCUAAAACUCCCAGGACUUACUCAUUCUGUUAUUAAAAAAAAAUCGAACUUUUAUUUUUUGUGGUAGAGAAGGCAACAUGGUCACAUUUGCAUUCAUGUUUAUGAUGUACAAAAUUAUUAUCUCUCCUGCACCACCAGAUGCUGCGUAUCCUCUACCACUGUUCAUGUCUAGGCCAUUCUCGUUCCCUCCCCCAUCCUGCCCCACCCCUAGUUGGCAACAUCAGUUCUGUAUUAAAAGUCUGUGGCAAGUAGGGUACUUACUUGCCUUUCAUACAGUUGACUGGAGCUUGAUCAUUCCACUGUAAACAGUCUCCCAAGCAUUGUCAGGAGUGAUCCCUGAGCACAGUUGCAUAAAGCCACAACCUCUACUCCAACCUCCCCACAACCACCACUACCACAACCACCUAUAACCAAAAGCCUCAAAGUCCAAGGACUCAUUGUUACCAGCUACCAUCUAUUCUCUUGCUUUGUUUAUAUACCACAGUGAGAUCUGGUAUUUGUCAUUCCCUCUGACAAAUUUCACUUAAUAUGACUUUCCUGCCCAGCUCCAUCUAACUUGUUGCAAAAAGUAAGAUUUUUAUCUUAUAGCUGAGUAGUAUUCCAGUAUUUCAUUCUUUACCACUUUACCACUCAUCAUGUCUUUGGGCAUAUGAGUUGAUUUCAUACCUUGACUAUUGUAAAUAGUGUGUAGUGAACAUAGGUAUGCAUAUAACUUAAAUUUUUUUUUUGCUUUAUUGUUUUUGGGCCACACCCUGUGGGGUCUAUUCCCAGGUCUGUACUCUGUGUUUGGGAGGUCACUCUGAACAGUGCUCUAGGGACGCUGUGGUGCCAGACAUUGAACCUGGGCUUCCUGAUUGCAAUCAUGUGCUCAACACUUGGCACUAUUUCUCUUGCUCUACAUUAAUGUUAUUUGAGUUCCUGAGAUUGGUGAUAAAGAUCGAAAUUGUUGUGUCAUGUGGAGGUUCUAUUUUUAGUAUUUUUAGAAGUCUCCAUAUUGUUUUCCACGGAGGUUGAACCAGUUUACAUUCUCACCAUGUAAUGAAUGAGGGUUCCUUUCUCUCUGCAUCCCCACUGACACUGUCUUUGUUUGGUCUCUUUGACAAGGGCCAUUCUCAUUGGUGUGAGAUGAUACCUCAUUGUUGCUUUGUACUUCUCUGAUAUUAAGUGAUGUAUGCUGAUUGACCAUUUGUGUAUCUUCAAGGAAGUAUCUGUUCUUUUCCCUCCUAUUUUUUUUGAUGUGGUUCUUUUUUGUUGUUGUUGAGCUUUGUUGAAUGCUUUAUAUUUUGCAGUCACCCUUUAUUUGUUGUGAUAUUUUUUUUAAAUCCAUGCUCAAAUGUUCACUCAUUGGGUGUUUACUGGGCCUCUGACCUUUGCCUAGGCACCUGCUAUACCUUUAUUUUUUACAUGCUUGCCACUUUCCAAAUUCAUUUUAUUCAUCAAUUCUCAAUCUUUUGAAAGUCCUUCAGCCACCUUGCUUUGGGCUGAGGGUGCACUUUAGGGUCCAGUUUUCUUACCUCUCUGUCUCCUGAGGUGGCUCCUCCUGAGACAUCCAGUGCUUCCUUGUGAUUCAUUUGUUAUUGCCUAGACAUGCCUUAGGAACCACAAGUCUGUGCUUCUACUCAUGCUCGCCUCUCUCCUGAAAUGCUGGUCCUGCCUUUCUACUGACCCAAACUGUACCUAUCUAUCAACAUUUCUCUGCUCAUUGUUUCCCUCUCUUCUAGAAAGAGCAUUUCUUUCCCUGAAGGCUGUGAGGGAAAGGUAUGCUUAGAAAGGUGUGCUGCAAAGUUGUGGUUUUGUAUCUUGGUGGCAGGGAAUCCAAUGAAGUCUUCCAGUUAUUCUCGUGAUCCUUCUUCCGGAAGAAUGCAUAUGUGCAAAUAGAUAAUAUUAUGCAUAAAAAGUUCAGGAAACUUGGAGGCCUCAUGGUUCCUUUAGGAGGAUUCAGAGACCUAAUUGGAGAAGCCCUCUUCUAAACAGACUUCAAAAGUUACUGUUGGUAUUCAUGCUCUUGCUUUUAACAUCUAGAGACAGAAAAAUUGGUAUGGGUUGUUCAGCCAGAUUUAUAUCUCUUUCAUCUACAUUGAGUGUAUGCUGAAUGACAGGGAAGGAAGAAGAGAUGAAUGUUAGUUGAGGAAAUAUCUUGCUCAGACUUUCUGUUGUCAUCAUCAUUUAUCUUUUCAUCACCCAAAAAACUGAUUUAUUAAAAUCAGCUUUGGAUAGGGAAUCUUAUUUCAGUCCUGAAACCCACUACUUGUGCACGCUAGAUUUCACCAUUCCAGGACGUGAAGUCGGGAGAGAAAAGGCUAAAUUUUUCCUUAUAGGAAAAGAGUCUGUACAAUCAGAUUUUCCUGUGUUCAUUCAUUUGUAGGUUGUUAGGUGGAUUUUCAGUAAAAGGAUGGUGCCUUUUGUUGGUAGGAAAAACUCAGGUUCUUCUUCUUUUUCUUCUUUUAUUAUUUUUUUCACAGAGUAAAGUUAUUUUAAUUUUUCCUGACUGUGACCUAGGAGGCUUUGUUCUCCUAUAUAUUCAGUGCUGCUUAGGUUGACAGAGAACUGAAAGUAUAUUCAGUGACAAGUGACUAGUAAGCCUAAGUGCUAAGUUCUGAGAUUCCAUCUUGAACAGGUCCAGGGAUCAAUCGCUUGUGAUUGUGGAGUACCCGACCUUUAUUCAUUUGCUUCCUGUGGUCUGGAUAAGAUUUGUGAUUUCAAAAUGCUGCUGUUGUGGGUGUGUCUGGAGGUUUCUUGCCUGAAAAACUGCUGGUGGCAGGAUGAAGUCUGAAAAUAACUUAAAGUUUUCUUCAUUUGAAUUCUUCUCUAGAAACUUAAGUUAUUAGUCCCUGAUUUUAGAGAAUAACUUAGAUAAUCAAGGUUUUUAACUCUUAAGAUUAUUUAAGUCAGAAAUAUAUUGGCCUUAACCCAUUGAGGUGAUUACAGAGGUCACUGAAAAGUAAUUUAAAGGAAAGCAACUCAGAUCUUUGGGGGCUGACCAAAGAGUACUUCAGUCUUUUGACUCUUGAGGACUUAUCUCUAGACUUAAAGGCUGCUAAUGGCUAGAGCACAACAGAUUUGAUAGGUCAAUGUCAACAGGAUUGUCAUCCCAAGUUGUCAAAAUUGCAGACAAAUCAUGGGGCUUAAUGCAAUAAUAAAACAAAGAUGUUUAGCUAGUACCCACACACCUUCAUAAUUUUAAUGGGGAAUAGUUAUGUAGAGCAAACUAUCGAUACUGCACUUUCAUGUUCUAUAUAUAAAUAAUUUCAGCAAUGAACUUGACCCGUUUGAAUUUUAAAAAUUAAUGUCAAUCCUAAUUAGAGCUUUAAAUAUUUUGAAACACUGACUUUGCAAUGUACAUUUAUGACAGUUAAUUUUAUGAGAAAUACUAUUACUAAAUAUGACUCAUCGCCCACUUUCCAUUGGCAGGAAUCUUUUAAAAAUGUGGCUCUGAGAUCAUUUAAUUUUUUAUUAUAUCUAAACUUUUCCCAUUUAAUAUUUUUCAAAAUCCCCAAAUGACUUUUAAAACUUAAUAUUCCACUUAUGAAUUUCAUGACAUUUAGUAGUGGCUAAAUAACAGAGAAAUGCAGUAAUUUAGUGGAAAAAAAUAUUGCAUACUUUUGACUUCCCUUGCCUUAAAAAAGUAGUGGGGUUUCUCACUAGAAAUAUUCUCUUUUGUUUGCUUCUGUCCCCCAGUAAGUGAUCACACUUGACUCAUUACAAAAAUAAACUGUAAAAUAAGGAUAACUCAAUGAAAAGGGGAAAAAAUCAAUGUCCAAAUGUUGAUAUUUUUACUUUUAACAAAUUAUGUAUGAGGGGCCGGAGCGAUAGCACAGCGGGUAGGGUGCUUGCCUUGCACGCGGCCGACCCGGGUUCUAUCCCCGGCAUCCCAUAUGGUCCCCCAAGCACUGCCAGGAGUAAUUCCUGAGUGCAAAGCCAGGAGUAACCCCUGAGCAUCGCCGGGUGUGACCCAAAAAGCAAAAAAAAAAAAAAAACAAAAAACCCAAAAAAACCAAAUUAUGUAUGAAAAUUUUUGCAGCAAUAAGAAAAUGCUGUUUUUCAAGUGGCCCCUGCUUUCAUAGUGGCCACAUGGCCACAUAUUUGUUAUUCCUGUCUAAUAAUUUUACCUCAACUAAUCAGUCUCCUGGGACAUACUUACUGCAAAUAGGCAUUUUCUCCAGUCAGAAUCCUGUCCUGUAGUGAAUGUGGCAAGUGAAAUGCUGAUGAGUUUCCGAGACAGUUUCUUGAUGACAAUGGUUUGGGAGACACAGGUCCUUCACUUGGUGGAAUACUUGGUGGUAUUUGAAUUUCUGAGUGGGAAAGGAAAGAAGGACACAGUAACGGGUACUGAGACUGCAAGCCAUCCUGUAGCACAUGACUGUGUCAGAGGCCAGUCAGGCAUGUUUCUGGAUACAGGUUAAGAAAACAAAAACAAAUGCAACCUGUAGGGAAAGAUUGUCUUUGUAAAUAAAGUGGCCAGUGCAGGAAGACUGAACAUCACAUUGUCCUUGGUUUUUAUUUAUAAGCCUGUGUCCUGACAUAGCCCUGCCUGAGGCUUGGCCUGGGAACUGUGAUUAGUUCCGGUGUACCGGCAUCUCUGAUUCUAGGGCUUUCUUCUAGUCCCGCAGAUGUGUUUGUGGUAUAUCAUUCCCAUUUUAUAAAAACAAAAUGUAUAAAGUAAUGUCUACUGAUUUUACAGAAUAACUUUUUAAAAAAUAUUUGGGGCGACACCUAAUCAUUUCCUGUUUGGGUAGUGGUCUCCAAAGCUUGUGCUCACUCACCUAAUCAUCAAGCAUUCUGACCAUGGCUUUUGGUGUGUUUAUUUAUCACACACACACACACACACACACACUCUAUACUGAUAAUGCACAUUCAAAACGAUAAUGGACAAAUGUUUUCAAUGAUGUUUUCUGUAUUCAGUGUUGAGAAAAUGGGGUAACGGGUGCUUAGAGGAAGACUUCGUUUGAUUAGAAAGUGUUAUAUUGUGACAAAGCAGAUAGAAAAUAGGCAUGGGGGCAUGAUUUUAGGCCAGGUAUUUAUUUAUAUGGCAAACACAUAUUUUUUUUUGUUGUUAGGGGAAGAAAAGGGCGAAUAAUUUGAUGCCACCUUUAGAAGAGGACUUACUUUUUAAUUUAGUUUUUGGGACUAUGUGAUCUUGUACAUCUUGAAAAUUUCUGAAGUAUUCCACAGGCUACUGAUUUAUGCAAAAUAAGAAAAGAAAGAAGGAGGAAAAAAACAAAUCAUGAAAAUGCGAACUGAAUUGCUUGAGAAUUUCACUACCUUCUUGGAAAACUUGUUUUGAUCAUUCUUCGAAAUCAUCAUCUCACUGAUUAUAUGUCUUAUAUUUGUUUACAAUCUACUAUCUACAAAUGUGUGGGAGUGGUAAAAAUUAUUUCCAGAUAUCCAAGAUAAGAGGGUCCACUGUCAAUAAUUCUUAUUCAGGUUAAGGCUUACUAUGGGCUGAUGGGUGGAUACUCCCCAGAAUCAUCGACUUGCACCCUCUGUUUUGCGAACAGUGAAUAGCAACUUGCUGAAGCAAGGCCCUAGUGUGGAGGCAUUCCAGUGUUUCUUUCUGGAUCAAUGAGUUAAUUUAGCACAGUUAUUAUUAGUAGUUUAUAAAGCCAUAUUCAAACUUGUACACUUGAUUGUAAGAUAGAUUUGAAUUGUGCACUAUGUUGAUUAUAUGUUGUAUAUAAAUGUGGAAGUUCUGUAUAUUUGGUCUUCAUGCCAUAUGUAUUUGAUGUGUAAAUGAUAACUAAUGGAUAUGAAACA
Molecule: messenger RNA, 11249 nt
Organism: Sorex araneus (European shrew)
Lineage: Eukaryota; Metazoa; Chordata; Mammalia; Eulipotyphla; Soricidae
Gene: FAXC
Product: failed axon connections homolog, metaxin like GST domain containing
Exons: 6
Coding region: 322-1551 (409 amino acids)
Cellular component (GO): cytoplasm
Source: RefSeq, a predicted model, not a curated record